This is a messenger RNA of Carica papaya (papaya), 825 nucleotides long. Its product is annotated as tRNA/rRNA methyltransferase (SpoU) family protein. Gene Ontology annotation, molecular function: RNA methyltransferase activity; RNA binding. The record is from RefSeq and is a predicted model, not a curated record. Lineage: Eukaryota; Viridiplantae; Streptophyta; Magnoliopsida; Brassicales; Caricaceae. Gene Ontology annotation, biological process: RNA processing.
CGUUUCAUGGUUCUGUAACUGUUGCGUCGUUGACUUUGUUAGACACUGAAUCACUGAAACAAACCCUAAAAAAACCGCCAUAGCCGAUACUCUCCUCGGCUCGUGACAGCCAGAGGGAGGUCAAAGCCAACAACUGGAAAGGAAAAUGGUGGUGAAAAGCUACGUGGUGGUUCACAACAUAGCGAAAAGGCACAACGUGGGAACACUGGCACGAAGCGCCACGGCCUUCGGGGUGUCGGAGUUGAUCCUCGUCGGCCGUCGAGACUUCAACGCCUUCGGCAGCCAUGGCUCAACCUCUCAUGUUCGCUUUCGCCACUUCAACUCUCUCCUCGACGCCCGCCUCUUCCUUAAGGACCAGGAUUGUGAUAUUUGUGGCGUUGAAAUCACGGACGGCGCCAUUGCCGUCAACGAACAUCCUUUCAAGAGGAGUACCGCUUUCCUUCUCGGCAAUGAGGGAACAGGCCUUUCCGCUAAAGAAUGCGAGAUAUGUGACUUCUUUGCAUACAUCCCUCAGUAUGGCUGGGGCACUGCCUCCUUGAAUGUUACUGUAGCAGCUUCCAUUGUCUUGCAUCAAUUUGGAGUUUGGGCUGGUUUUCCAGAGAGACUUCGGGACGGUAACAAGUUUGUCGUGGCCGAGAGGCCUGUGAAACAGGUCAGACGAAAUUACUGCAUGGAAACAGCAGAUUCUAUCAUUGAAGAGCGAAAGUCUAGGAGGGAAAAUGCAGCUAAUGGAUUCUUUGAUGAUAAUGGAAAGGACUGUCCAUCUUCAAAUCUUUUGGAUGGAUUGUUCAGUGAUGAGUGAUUGACAAAGUCAAAGAAAUGGCU